AUGACUUUCCAAAUAAAAGACAUUUUUCAUUCAUUAUUAUUUGAUGUAUUUCUCACUUAUUCAACGGUGAAAUUAGUCAAAGUACCUCAUACAUAUAUUGCAGUACUUAAUCGUGCUCUUCAAGCAGUUAUUUUUGCAUAUAUUAUUGGUUAUAUUGUCCUAUUGAAACAAGGCUAUCAACAAUUUCAAGAACCUCGUGGAACAAGUGUUAUUAAAGUUAAAGGCAUUGCAAAAGUUACCGGAAAUAAUGCAUCUUUCUAUACAAAUGAUCAGACAAAAUAUAUUUGGGAUACACCUGAAUAUGAAAAUCCAGCGAUUGAAAAUAAUGCAUUUUUUAUUGCUACACAUCAAACCGUUACUCCUGGCCAAACACAACAAACUUGCCCAACUGCUUUGGCCGACAAAUUAUUUUGUAAUGAUACAGCUACAGACAAGUGCAAAACAGAUCAACCAACACCAAACACGUUUGGUUAUUUUACGGGAAAGUGUGUAGUAAGUCGAGAAAAUUCAACACUGAAAGUUUGUGAAAUGAAUGGAUGGUGUCCAGAAGAACUUUCUGCAUCGAUGGAUUAUAUCAUGGAUGGAGAUGAUUUAGAAAAUUUUACAAUAUUUUUGAAAACCAUGGUAACAUUUACAUUAUUCAAAAAGAAUCUACGAAAUAUUCAAGAUAAUACAGAUUUUUCAUGUCGAUUCGAUGGUACUCCACGUACGGCGGAUUGCCCUAUCAUUCGUGUUGGUUACAUUCUUGAUCAAUUGAACACUAAUAAAACAGCUCUUCUACUUGCAGGUGGUUUGAUAGAGAUUCGUCAAGAUUGGACAUGUAAUUUUGAUCGUCAUCCAAAACGAUGUAUUCCAAAGUAUGAAUUUUCUCUGUUACAAAGUGGUGAUGAUAAACAAUCGCCAGGCAUUAAUUAUCGAACUGCUCAAAAAUAUCGUGUUAACGAUACCGAUUACCGAACAUUAUCUAAGGUUUAUGGUUUACGUUUCGUUGUUGCCAUAACAGGCAAAGGAGGACAAUUUAAUAUCGUUAAUUUAUUUAUUGCUAUUGGUUCGGGUAUUGGUUUUAUGGUCAUAGCUGGUAUUGUAUGCGAUGCAAUUCUUAUGUAUAUUCAUAAAUCUCGAGAAAAAUAUAAACAAGGCAAAUUCGAUGUAUGCGAAGUUGACGAUGAAGACCCUACCGCAACGCAAAACGUAACAGAAGCAUAG
Messenger RNA from Rotaria socialis, 1206 nucleotides. The record is from the annotation of a GenBank genome assembly. Lineage: Eukaryota; Metazoa; Rotifera; Eurotatoria; Philodinida; Philodinidae.